GUGCCCCUUUCUUCAAUCCUCGCAAAGUCGCCGGGAUACCGUGUGUUGUAUGUGCAAGUGUCGGGGCUACGGGGAGUUGAGUUCUUGCGGUCGCCACUGAUUUCGGAGCUGAGCGAUUCCGGAGUGUGCUCUAGAUGCAGCAAGCAUCCAGUAGUGGAGCCGUAAAAGCACGUAUCGUAUCGCCAUGUGGAACAAACAAAAAAUAUCGAUCUCCGUUUACUAUUAAAAGGAGCUACGCACUACAGAGGAAGCAAGACGAUAGUUCUGUGAUAUAAACUAUUGGGCGACAUUAUACAUUCGUAAAUAUAUAUACGUUAUCACGCAGCCUCCUUAUUGAGGCAAGAAAUAUCGAAGAAACGCGUGAUCGCUAUUGCUGUGUCAUCAGUCCGUUGGAAGAAUUCUAAAGAUAAAUAAGAAGCGGCCGUCGGAGCGAUAAGCUGGAGCAUAAGCGGGCAGGGAAAGUAGUGGCCGGUGAGGAAGACGGAGGUGGUGGUGCCGACGAAGAGGGUGGUGGUGGUGGUGGCAAUCAGUGGCUGCCGUGACGCGCAAGACGACGCGACGCAAAGCGCAAGGGGAGGCAUGAGGAGGCGAGAGUGACGACGCUGGCCGGUGUGCUGCAUCCUCUCGCACGGAUCGUGAGAGGACCGGCGGCCGUCCACCGCGGCAGCAGUGGGGCCCACACGGCGAUAAGAAUGGCCCCCUUCAAUAUGGCGGGCGUAGCAGGCCUCCUAGCCACCUGCGCCGCCGUUGCUGCUUCCGCUGCCCACCUUCUGCCGUUGCUGCUGUUACUAAUCUGCCCGCGAGGGACCCAGGCGGAACAAGUUGUUCUCUUGGACACGACGACGGAGGAGAAACUCGAUUGGACGAGAUAUCCUUUCGGGCCUCAAGCUAACACUCCUGGUUGGGUAGAGGAGUCUUUUACAAACUUCGACAAAGGUAUCAAUUGGCGGAGUUACGUUGUCUGCGACGUAGCGUACACCAAUGUGAACAACUGGCUGUGGACGCCGUUCAUAGAGAGGGGUCCAGCGAAUCGCAUGUACAUAGAAAUCAAUUUCACGACUCGCGACUGUUCGUUGUUCCCGGGGAACGCUCUCAGUUGUAAGGAGACUUUCAGUCUACUCUACUACGAGUUCGACGCCGCCACCAAGGAGCCACCCCCGUGGGAACCGGAUAGUUACAAACUUAUAGGUCGUAUAGCUGCGGGCGAGGGUAGGUUCAACACGAACACCGAGGUGGUGAUAAACACCGAAGUGAAGUCGAUUCCGGUGACGAAGAAGGGCGUCUACUUCGCCUUUCGUGACCAGGGCGCUUGCAUAUCGAUCCUGGCCAUCAAGGUAUACUACAUCAGUUGCCCCGAGAUUUCGGUGAACUUCGCACAUUUUCCGGCCACGCCAACCGGUCGCGAGGUUGCGCUUAUUGAGCAAACGCGCGGCAUUUGCGUUGCGAAUGCCGUCAAAAUCGCCCAGCCGACUUUCCUCUGCAAGGGAGAUGGCAAAUGGUAUCUCCCGACGGGCGGAUGCCAUUGCAAACCUGGCUACCAAGCUGACACGGACAAGCAGGAGUGCAAGGAGUGUCCGAUAGGCAAGUUCAAACAUGAGGCGGGUUCUCAUGCCUGCGAGCCAUGCCCGGAGCACAGUAAAGCUUCCGAUUACGGCUUCACGGAGUGUCGUUGCGAUCCGGGCUAUUUUCGGGCAGAGAAAGAUCCUAAGAAAAUGCCUUGCACACAACCACCUUCGGCGCCGCAAAACCUGACCGUCAACUUUGUCGAUCAGUCCACGGUGAUCCUUUCCUGGAAUGCGCCGCAUAUGCAGGGUGGCAGAUUUGACACGACUUAUAGAGUGGACUGCGAUUCCUGCAGCAUGGGCGUCAAGUACAUUCCUAAUACCGAGAUCUUCAACGACACGAAGAUCACGAUAACCGGCCUGAACGCGGUGACUACUUAUCGCUUCCAAGUGUUCGCCGAGAACGGCGUAUCGUCGUUGGUCGGCAAAUCGGAAUACGUGGACAUUACCGUUACGACAGAGGCGAGCGUGCCAAGUCUAGUGAGCAACGUCAGGAUCACAAGUGUCAAGAACUCAGAGCUCAGUAUCAGUUGGGACGCGCCAGAUAUCGGAGCUGGCGGAGACAACGAUCUCGUCGAGCGAUAUGAAGUGAGGUGUUACCCGCGCUAUGACGACGCUACUAAUGCAACCGUCAUUCAAACGUCCGAGCUGUCUGCCACGUUCAAAGGUCUCAAGCCUUCCACGGAUUACGCGAUACAGGUUCGCGCUAAGACCACCCGUGGCUGGGGCGAGUACACGCCGGUGAUAUUUAAAAAGACACCCCCCUCGAUGGGUUUAGACUACGUCGGCGAGGACGACAACAUGCAAGUUAGGAUAAUCGCAGGGGCGAUCGUUGCUGUGGUCGUACUUCUCGUGAUUAUUAUCAUCAUGACCGUUUUAAUUCUUAGAAGCAGGGCCUCGGACGAAUGCAACAAGAAACAGCCGAGCGACUGCGACACCCUGGAGUAUAGAAACGGCGAAGGACUAGUUGUGACCUACAUGCACUGCAAAAUGGACAGUUCACCGAUUGUGACAACCCAUACCAACAACAAGAGCAAGUCCUCGCUGACCACGCCGCUGUUCACACCUGCAGUGGGGGUCGCCGCGGCGGGCGCAGGCGGCGCAGGCGGUGCAGGUGCAAGGAGUUAUGUGGAUCCUCACACCUACGAGGACCCGAAUCAGGCAGUACGCGAAUUUGCCCGAGAGAUUGACGCCGGAUAUAUCACGAUAGAAGCCAUUAUAGGUGGCGGUGAGUUCGGCGAUGUCUGCCGAGGGAAAUUGAAAUUGCCUCCCGAUGGACGGACGGAAAUAGAUGUGGCCAUAAAGACCCUGAAGCCAGGCUCUGCAGACAAGGCUCGUAAUGAUUUCCUGACAGAGGCGUCGAUAAUGGGCCAAUUUGAACACCCCAACGUGAUAUUCCUGCAAGGCGUGGUGACAAAGAGCAAUCCGGUGAUGAUCAUCACGGAGUUUAUGGAGAACGGUAGCCUGGACACUUUCUUGCGCGCGAACGACGGCAAGUUCCAAGUGCUCCAGCUGGUGGGCAUGCUGCGUGGCAUCGCCAGCGGCAUGCAGUACCUCGCGGAGAUGAACUACGUGCACCGCGAUCUCGCCGCGAGAAACGUGUUAGUCAAUGCCGCUUUGGUUUGCAAGAUCGCCGAUUUUGGGCUCAGUAGAGAGAUCGAGAGUGCCACGGAGGGAGCUUACACGACCAGGGGCGGUAAAAUUCCGGUACGGUGGACAGCACCGGAGGCGAUAGCGUUCCGUAAAUUCACGAGCGCCUCCGACGUUUGGAGUAUGGGUAUCGUAUGUUGGGAGGUGAUGUCGUACGGCGAGAGGCCGUACUGGAACUGGUCGAAUCAAGAUGUGAUAAAAUCGAUCGAGAAAGGCUACAGGCUUCCAGCGCCGAUGGAUUGUCCGGAGGCUAUCUACCAGUUAAUGCUCGAUUGCUGGCAGAAAGAGCGCACCCAUCGGCCGACCUUCUCCAAUCUCACACAGACUUUGGACAAGCUCAUACGAAGUCCGGACACACUGAGAAAAAUCGCUCAGAACAGGGGCACAAAUCCACUGGCGCCAGAUGCGGUGGAUCUAACGCAAUUGAAUUCCGUCAGCGAGUGGCUAGCUUCCAUCAAGAUGUCACGAUACGCAGAGAGCUUUGAGCGAGCGGGCGUGACGACGUUGGAGGCAGCAGCGCGUGUCACCGUCCAGGAACUCACGGCCCUCGGCAUAACGCUCGUAGGACAUCAGAAGAAGAUCAUGAACAGCGUGACGGCGUUGCGGGCGCAAAUGUCCGCCACUUCGCAGGGUUUCCUCGUGUAACCAUGACCGCGACCUCAAAUCCCGCGAACGGAUCGUACGUAGAAAUCGGCUGAUCGGCACGGAACAUCGCUAUCCCAAUGGAUCUCACGAAUUCGAGGCGUCCCGACGCGUCGCCUCCGCGAAAAGCGAGACGACGACCCUCCCAUGAAUCAUCUAGGACUCGUAAUUACCUAGUCAGAGCGACGAUGUCCUCGAGAGAGAAUAUCUCUUCGCGCGCAAAUAGAUCCGUUGAACUAAUUGGGGGUUGAUCCGAGGCAAAGCUUUCAUGAUACCUCCGAAACGAUACGCGAACAUCGUCUCACUUUAACCGAGAGAUUCAAAGCAUUCGUGCUGCAGGCAUUCCACGUUAGCGAGAGUCGAAAGGAAAUUCAUUCUUCGCAUUUACGAUACUCCUCUUAAAGAGAGGGAGUACGAGGACCACGCAUUCGCCAUCUCGCAUAUAAAGUGCAACGACUUUUACUCUCUCAAUAUGUAGAACGAUACACCUAUUGCGAAACUUCCGCGAUUUGUAAGUGUCAAAGAAAUCUAACGCCUUACGGGAACGGAUCAUUCACGAAGCUCGUUUCAGGAUGUGAUCCUUGAAAGAUCACCGUAAAAGAAUCUUAAUGGGAUCAAUGUAACUAAUGUACUCUCCCACACGAACAACGAGCACCAAUGCUCUUUCGUUUCCUAGGCCGUUUCGGUGAUCGAUCUAUCUAAAAAAGAGAAGAUCAGACUGACAACGGAAAUAAACGAGCCCUGUAAUCACUGCCGCGAAAUCUUUCGUCACUUAUGAAUGUUCUCCUUUUAGUUUAAAGUACUUGUGUAACAACCUGUUGGAUUGUAUACACUAUAUAUUUUUUUCGGAGACUUUCAUUUGAGAUUUACAGCCGAAUUUUUUUUAUCGCGCUUGUUAGGUAACAUUGUUUUGUAACAUUUUGUACCGAAUGGCAGCUCAUUUUAGUACGUAUGCAUCUGCGAUAUAGAACAUUGAACGGCGAACAUAUCGGCCUAAAUGUCGUUCGAAUAUGUCUGUUCCUGGCCUCUUUUCUUAAGUAUACUAAAGUUACGUGUUUGUCUAUAACGAUCGACAUAGCAAUACGCAUCUGACAAGGAAAACCGACGAUUAGAGAAAUAGAGGACCGUAUCACAGAGGGAACUGUACCAAAAAUCGGAUCGUAAUAGUUUCCGAAAUCGGUAGAGUGACAACAGUGUAGGUUCAUUAUUUCGUGUAGUGAAUGUAGCGAGUGCAUUACACUAUUUCGCGUAUGUCGCCUCGGUAAUGUACACGAUCGAAAACAAGGGCGAAUGUUUACUCUUUACGCUAAAUUACAACUUUAUGCCUUUGCAUUACCUAUAUGGAAACGUCGUACACGCGCGGCCUAUAUGUAGGUAUACCUUUCGAUUAUAAUGACAAACGACAAAACGAACGAAGCGAAUAUGUGCCAACGCGAGUGUGCAAGAGUUAUUUUAGCGCGGGAUUGCGUGACACGGGAUAAACGAAUGGAAAAUGAGCGGACGCGCGAAUGUGAGUGUGAAUGGAAAUUGCAUCGGUGAGUGACGAGAAUCUGCCGCGACCCAUUUUUCGCGCUAUAUUUAUAUGUACACGAGCGUGCGAUCACGAAAUCAUUCUAUAUAUACAUAUACAUAUAAAUAGAUAUUGUGUUAUAAAUACUACACUGUGAAAAGGGGCGAACGAGAGUAAAACUCUCUAUCGAUAAGAAAAAAAAGCACAAGAGACAUUCCGUUCGCGCCGGAAAGCAAAGGAGGACGUGGCGCGAGGAAAAACGAUUUCAAACGCGUCCCUUAUUAGCGAGCAAUGCGUUAACAUAUCAACAUUAUCGCGGAAUGCAAUGCGAGCGCAAGAAGGGACGUUCUCGCGUGCGUCGUUACUCGAGAUCGACAAAAGAGAAAAGCCAGCCGGAAAAAGAGAACAACGUAAAGAGAAAAUGAAAUGUAAAGUCGGAGGGUGAUAAGAUAUGUGGACAAAAUACUCACGUAUACGCGAGCGACGAUGCGUGCGACUGAUACGAGGCACGCGCGUCCACGAGGUAACACUUUUUUGAUUCUCACAGUCCGACCGAGGAGUUUCCUCGCGAAGCAACGUCCAUUCCAAUAUACAUGUAUCCAUAAUAGGGAACCGUUUCCUUUCCUUAGAGGACGAGAGACAGAAAGAUAGAGGGAACGAGAGGCUUGCUUUACCGUAUCUCGUUACAUCCGUAUUCGCUAAUCGUCUGCAAAAGACUGCAUCCCGGGUCGCGAUACAUUAUACCUGGGAUACACACGUUACCGGCGACUUAUCUUAAAAAGAGACCAACGGAGCGGCAGACAUAUGCGUACGAAAAUAUUGCGCGUGAGAUUAAUUAAACGGCUUCCAAGUGAGUCCGGCGAGCCACGGAGAAAUUCUUUUAUUUUCUAAUUUAACGGUUUAACGUUAGUAAUAUAGUCUACGAUGUAUAUCGAGGCGACGUUGGAUCGCGAUAGGCAGAAGCGGAAGGCGUGUUUUGGGAGGCGAGAUUUCUCGCGUUCGACAAGAUACAAGACAACGACAAAGCGAACGUCUCUCGUUCACAGUCCCAGCCAAUUCUCCUUCCUUUAAUCAAAGAAGAGGCGAAAGUCUCGCCCCGGUGAAGCGCUAGACCGGUAAUUAAAAUCGAUCGCUUCUAUCUCGAAGCGCGAUCCAACGAUGCUUCCCUCGUAAACGAAAUGUUGCUCGAAGUCAUACCGCGAGCGAGGAAUGUCGGAAUACGCUUUGGUGUACUCUUUCGACUCGCCGUACUUCCUUCCGCGCACGUGUCAGCGAAGAAACGGAAGGGAAGAGCGAAAAGCAGGAGCGGAAGGCCGCGCGGCGAGAGCAAAAUCUCCCUUAGGAAAAACAAAAAGAAAAAAAAGAGAGAGAGAGAGAGAGAAGGCUACCGAAGAACGGCGACGAUUAUGAAGCAAUAAGUGAAUACGCAAAUGCAGAUUUUUAUAUAGAGAAUGUUAACAAAUUUCAGAAAAUAUUAAUUAUCGAUAGCGCUAUCUUCCUAAAUGUUCGUAUUAAAGAUUAAACGAGAAAAAAGGUACGAUAAAACGUAAAAGGCGAGAUUGUGCGGAAUCCCGGCCGAAAGAGAAGCGGAAGAAGGGAGAGAGUCGUACGCGUUAGACGAAUUUGCGUAAUAAUCUCGUUUGUAAUAACUUUGGUAAUAAUUCGGCCGGGAUCCUGCGGGCGGGAGGAAAAGGUCUUAAGAACUUUCUCAAGCUGUAAUUGUCUGUGUUUUAGCGACGAGUCUGCGAGUGCGACCUGAAGUUUUACGAAAUGCCGUUAAUUUCGAUAUUUAGAUUUCAUAGAGCUCUAUCAAUAUCACACAGAAACACACACAUGGCUACUGUUAGGCACAGGGGGAGAGAAAAUAUACGAAAUCGAAAAUAUAUUAGGUGAGAGCGAGGUACGUCGCGUAGGACUUCUCCGAUUUUUCUUUUGUUUUCCUCGAUUUCUCCGCAGAAAUCUUAGGACCGCUCCCAGUCUACUUUUUUUUUCUUUCCCUAGAAAGGAACGAAAUUUUACUCUACGCUCUCAAAGUUUUCAAUCAUACUUCAUGUUUUAGUUUUUCUUCAAAA
Molecule: messenger RNA, 7436 nt
Organism: Trachymyrmex septentrionalis
Lineage: Eukaryota; Metazoa; Arthropoda; Insecta; Hymenoptera; Formicidae
Gene: Eph
Product: ephrin type-A receptor 4
Exons: 16
Coding region: 693-3857 (1054 amino acids)
Biological process (GO): cell surface receptor protein tyrosine kinase signaling pathway; protein phosphorylation; axon guidance
Cellular component (GO): neuron projection; plasma membrane
Molecular function (GO): transmembrane-ephrin receptor activity; protein binding; ATP binding
Source: RefSeq, a predicted model, not a curated record